Molecule: messenger RNA, 1117 nt
Organism: Cutaneotrichosporon oleaginosum
Lineage: Eukaryota; Fungi; Basidiomycota; Tremellomycetes; Trichosporonales; Trichosporonaceae
Biological process (GO): protein insertion into ER membrane
Cellular component (GO): cytosol
Molecular function (GO): protein binding
Source: RefSeq, a predicted model, not a curated record
CCUCGCUCAUCCCUACACCUGCUCAUCUCACACCUCCCACGAUGUCGCGCCGUACGCGCGAGCCCAAGCUCGAUGCCCUCCUCCCUCCCAUCCUCUCGUUGAUCGAGCAGGACCCCCCAAACGCCUACUCAGCGCACCAGAAGGCGCUCACCACCACCGCGCGCCUCGCGAAAUCAGGCCAUGGGGCCAUGGCCGUCGAGAUCCUUAGUGCUGCAGCGCGCGAGCUGCUCAAGCGCGGCGAGGCGGCUAGUGGCUCAGAACUCGGCGUGCGCAUGGUCGAGAUUAUGGGCGAGACUGGCGUUGAAGUGAGCGACCAGAGUCGUGCUACCGUGACCCAGCUUCUGGCUCUCACGCCCCCUGCCGGGCCAUGGAGGAAGAAGCUCGCCGACGCCGCUGUGAAAUGGUCCGCGCGCGCGUGCCCUGCCGGCGACCCAUCGCUCAACCAGUACCUCGGCGAGCUCAACUACAAGGACCGCCUCUUUGAGCCCGCGGAGCAGUACCUCCUAAACGCCGGCAAGCGUGACUCGGGCACCCUCUUGGCCGACAUGCUCUUCGAGUGGGGAGGCAAGGGCGCAGAAGACCCAGGCGCCUACGCCGCGCGCGGCGUUCUGCCCUUCCUUGCCAUGUCUCCACCCAACAUUCUCGCCGCGACAUCCUUCCUGCAGCGCUACCUGUCUCUCCUGUCCAGCCCCAGCUCGCCGCAGAAGGACAUCUUCAUCCUCACUGCUCAGGGCGUUCAGCUCACCACCUCGCCAACGCUCAACUUCCUUCAGCUCGCCGUACUCACUGUCCAGCGCGCCCCGGCGCCGGGCGCCAGCGCAGUACAGGCUCGAGGGAUGGACGGCGGCGUUGCCAGAGACUGGCAGCAGCUCGUGGGGCGGUACCGCCGCAUCGCGGGAAAUGACGGCGUUCUCGCCCAGAAGGAGGUUCUGGAGGUGCUGGAUGCCAUCUCGACGGGCGUGUUUCUCAUUCCACCUCCGCGUGGUGGAAACGACAUGCUCCAGAGCCUGAUGGGCAGCCUGUUCGGCGGCGGCGGAGGCGGCAUGGGUGCGAUCGGGGCGCGCUAGAUCAAGAUCAAGUUGUGACAUAGGGGCAUGCAUGUCGGUGCUGGCAGUGG